Mauremys mutica (yellowpond turtle) is the source of this 4449-nucleotide messenger RNA. It is a transcript of the gene GNG2, whose product is annotated as G protein subunit gamma 2. Gene Ontology annotation, cellular component: heterotrimeric G-protein complex. The coding region runs from base 419 to 670 and encodes 83 amino acids. Gene Ontology annotation, molecular function: G-protein beta-subunit binding. NCBI's taxonomy places the organism in Eukaryota, Metazoa, Chordata, Testudines, Geoemydidae. The record is from RefSeq and is a predicted model, not a curated record. The transcript has 5 exons. Gene Ontology annotation, biological process: G protein-coupled receptor signaling pathway.
CCGUGGAGCGAGGCUGACGCUGGAGGAUGCUAAUUGCAAUUAUCGCUGUUAAAAGCGUGCGCGGAAAUUGCUUUGCUUGACAGCUAUCGGUGCAAUCCGGCUCGAGAGAUCCUUGGUGUGUCUGCAGCGUGCAAACGGGCUGGUAAUAGGGACUCGGGAGCACAGCAGAGUGGCCGCUAGAUAUGCAUACCCUGCUCAGAUAACCACGGAAACCACCCCACUCUUCGCUGGUAUUGACUGUUGAAGAUCGGCAGACCUUCCACUAGAGACGCAACUCACGGAAAAGACCGUUUUGACCAAGUGGAGCAUCGUCAGCCUGUGAGCUUGAGAGAGACAGCCCAGAAUAGCUAAUAGCCUGGUGGUUUGGGCACGCACCUCAGAGGGGGCAGGAGCAGAGAUUUGAACUUGGCUUUCUCACAUGCCAGCACAUCUGAAAAGCACAACCGGCACUCAGAUGGCCAGCAACAACACCGCCAGCAUAGCACAAGCCAGGAAGCUGGUAGAACAGCUGAAAAUGGAGGCCAACAUUGACAGAAUAAAGGUGUCAAAAGCAGCGGCAGACUUGAUGGCGUACUGCGAAGCCCAUGCCAAGGAAGACCCUCUACUGACCCCGGUGCCAGCUUCAGAAAACCCCUUUAGAGAGAAGAAGUUCUUCUGUGCAAUUCUGUAAGCCCUUCAUGAGCCUGACAUGCACUCGGCCCGCUCUGAACACUGAUGUAGCGUUUUUAGCAAUGUGGACGACUUUCUAGUCCACAGAAUUUAAAAAAUAACAAGGCCUGGAAGAUCCGGAGAUGUGCAUGUUUAAAGAAACUGGUCACCUUUUUGGGGAAUAAGAUCUACAUCAUGAGGCAGAAGAUCUGAGAUCUGCAGAGUCAUCGAGAUAGAAAAAUAUGUAAAGAUUAAGUGUGUGUCACUUUUCUGCUCACAAAAAAAACACAAAAAACCCUUGUUUGAUCCAUAUUUAAAAAAGACACUUGUGCUGAGCAAGGUAAAGGCUGAGGCUGUGUAUAACCUCAUUGGAAUGAUUAUCGUUGGGUUUUUCCAAAUAAUACUCUUAUUUAAGUUGAAUUGUCAAAUAUCACAACAGGCUAGAUUACUAUUAUAUUACUUAAUGUUCGGUCUUGUGCUUUUUUUUUUUUGUUUUGUAUUUUUGUUUUUGCAUUAGAGUAGCACAGAGAUGGAUGGAAUUCCUCAAAAGAUAACAAACUAAACUGGUUAGCAAGGGCUUAGUCAGUGAUACUUCACAUAUGCAGUGUGAACACUGUCUGUCUGUGUGUUUCUUGCAACCUAUUACCACGACUUCUAACACUUGUAUAUGGUAGCUUCAAUUCUGCAAGUAAAAGUAAAUCAGGUGUUGUGAUUGGUGCUUCAUAUUUUUGUGACUACUUUUAAGUAAUAGUGCAUGAAAAUAUCCCUGUGUUCAAUCCAUUUAGAAACUUCUAUUGUUUGGAGCCAUAUGCUGGUGGAAGACGCUGUAGAGGAAAAAAAAAAGAUGUUCUGACAGCAAAGAGAAAAUUACUCUAAUGCCUUAGAUGUGCCUGAAAUACCUCUCAUGUUAUGUAGGGUUGCCAGCUACUGAGAAGCCUAUUCCUGAAAUCAGAACAGUUUAUACGGGGAGUUUAGGGUCACUCAGAUCCCUGGAGGUCAUAGGGUAAAACCAGGAAGGAAAAUGAUAUACAUUUAUGUUGACCAAGUUUUCUCUGGUCCUCCCCUACCCUUCUGUGCUUCUUCUCUUUACCCAUAUUUCUUGAUUUGAAUAUCACUCGAUCUAUAUUAAUGUUUCACAGCAGCAUGUCUUCUCUGAACCAUGUCCCUUAAGCAGCGUGACAGAACCAGCACCCAGCAGGCCUGCUGCUGUACUGUGCUAAGUGGCUGAUCCAAGCACGGCUUGAUUCAGAGGGGACCUCAGAUGGAAGCCAGUGCAAGCUUGUCCACCCCUGCGCAAUUCUCUGCUUCCCCUAUACUGCCCUCGAGGGGUCUCUUUUCCCAAAUCUGUAGGCUCGAAACCCCAGUGUUUACAAAACUCCCUCUGCCAUCGAAUCUGACCAUUAUUUUCAACCCUCUCUUCCCCCACUCAUUGUUCAGAACAUGCUUUUAAUAACAGCAGGGCCAUAGCACUCUGUACCCAAACAAUGGCAACAUGUAGGUCGCAAAUGUGCAUAUGGUUAUAAUAGCAAGAGGACUCCAUACUGACGGACUAAGGGUGAUCUAUCAACCACCAAAAUUUUUGUUAAUGUGUUGGACUCCCGUUAUCCGGUCACUAACCAUCCAGCCCUUUGUGAGCUUUCACCAUGUAUUUCUUACCGCUUUAACAACCCAUCAUGAAACAAAACGAGAGUGAAAAAAAUCGGGUGCGUCUUUAAAUAGAGCACCCAAUUACAGGGUGGUAUAUUGACACGACAUACCUCGAACAGCUUAAGGUGGAAGCUUGCACCUUCCUCGCUUUGUAAGCAUCACGUUUUGAGUUGCUGUUCCAGGUGUGCCUCCAUUAAAGCCUCCAAGCUGGAUAAUGAGGCGUUAAGAAAGAUGGAGAGGUGGCUCUAAUCAAUUGGAGGAGCCCUGCUAAUCAGGGCAAAGCCAAACCAUCAGAAUGGGGUCCUGGUGGAAGCUCCCAGUGCUUUGCUUACAUGUAGCCUGAAAUUGAGAAAUUUGUUUUAUUAGCUUUAGGAAACUUGUCCUAACCAAAUGGAGAGCGAGAAGACAAGCCUAUAGGCUACAAACAUACCAAUUUGAACACUGUAAAAACCUAAUAUUUCAGGUGGAGGCUGAGGCCAUCUGAAAUGGCCCCAUAAAGAGCUCAGAGAGACAGGUUACAGUAUCAGGUACAGUAUGUGACUUCAAACAUGAAAGGCAAAGCCUACCUUGAGGAGAUUCUACUGCUGUUAAAAUUGUGUUCUGGCCUUUGGCCUGAAGCAGGACUGCUGUGAUUGCAAAGACACCAAUACGCCUCAAACCUAAACAGCAAUCAGAGAGGAGCUGUUCAUAAGAUCCCAUGCCACUGGUGCGGGGGUGAGAGCGGCUCUAGCUUUUCAUGCUAUUCUGAACCCUUGGAACACUUUUUGAUUUUUGGCUCAAAAACCCAGCAGCUAUAAAUUUAGGAUAAUUCCAGCUCCAUGGCAACCCUAUUAAUAUGACGUUCUAAAUCAGGGAUGAGUUCAAUUUUUUGUAUUUAAAAGGACAACAGAGUCUUGAGAUACCUGUCAGAAAAUCUUAUAGCCCAUAACAAAGUGGAAAUGUUUUUUGACUAACUUUUUUCUACUCUUACAUCCUUGUGUACAGACAGAAGGGUUGCUGUAGCGAAAGCCACUUAUUGUAACAGUGCAAGUAUAUGUAUAUAGAGAUCUACCCCAAAAGGUCAUCAAGUCCAGCCCCCUGCCUUCACUAGCAAGACCAAGUACUGAUUUUGCCCCAGAUCCCUAAGUGGCCCCCUCAAGGAUUGAACUCACAACCCUGGGUUUAGCAGGCCCAUGCUCAAACCACUGAGCUCUCUCUCUUUCUGAGUCUCAGCAUCUGGGAAUAUUUAUACCAUACAACCAGUAGCUAAAUGGUGUAUGACUUGCCUUGCUAGCUUUCAAAUACGAGAUCCUGUAUUUCAAUCUUUAUACUGUAUGUUUGACUAGCUUAGGUUUCAUUUGACCAAUGAGUAACUCUACAGCUGUUUUCACUUGUAUUGGUAAAAACAAUGUAAAUAUAUUGCAACUGUUCUUUUUUAAUAAGAUCUACUAUAACUGACAAUGAAGCACUGCUUAAUUAGUCAAGACCCUAAAUCUCACUAAUCCCGGAACAGUACUCAAAUCCUGGCAUGAAGUAUUGUCAUAACUUUUUAAUGACUUACAUAUUUUACAACUUAAAUUCUUUAAAAGAAUGCUACACGAAAUUUUAAAUUACACCAAAACAUUCAUUCAGUAUCUCUUUUGUUACAGCUACUACUUCUGAUUUUUUUUAAUUCUUUUUAAUUGGGGAUGCAACCAGAAAAUCUCACCCUCGUGUUUAUAUUUACACAGACCCACUUUCACUAGCAAAGUAGAAAUUUUACCUACCAAGAAAAUUUUCCCCCAUAAAAACGUAAAAUAUUUCAAUAUUGAAAAUAUAUUGAUUCUAUAUAUUCAACAUGGUAUAAAUUUGUUUGAUAUACUGAAGGUCUUUUCAAUAAAAAGAUCCUAUGUACGGGAAUGUGAUCCCGCCCCCCCAACUUUGUUCAUAGCAGUGGUGAGUUGCUACAUGUACAUUAUGUCAUAUCAGCCAAAUAGGUGGAUGCAUCUUCCUACCCAAGAAGCGAUCUGUUUUCAGGAAGAGGGUCCGUGUAAAUGUCAGUGGGUUUUUCUGUUUCGUGUUUUGUUUUUUAAACAGGGAAACUUGAAGUUGUGAUGUAGUGCACACGCUCAUCCCAUGUGGUCAAUGUAUGUGUAUGAAAUAAAACUUUGGAUUUGUUUCAAAUAUUGUCUGUUU